Messenger RNA from Malus domestica (apple), 852 nucleotides. Its product is annotated as photosystem II repair protein PSB27-H1, chloroplastic. Lineage: Eukaryota; Viridiplantae; Streptophyta; Magnoliopsida; Rosales; Rosaceae. The record is from RefSeq and is a predicted model, not a curated record. Gene Ontology annotation, cellular component: photosystem II; chloroplast thylakoid lumen. Gene Ontology annotation, biological process: photosystem II assembly; photosystem II repair.
ACUGAUAAGCACACGUGGCACAAAUCCAAUUACUGGUUACUCCUACAAACACAUUCUCUCUCUCAUCCCCAGUCCUCUCUCCCUCCACUCCCAACCAUGGCCUCACCAACACUCCUAACUCCCACCUCUAAACUCAAAUCUCUUCCACCAAUCAAGUCCACCAAAUCCACCGCCACCGCCACAAUCCCACAACCUCGACGCCGCGAAUUCUUAUCGUUCGUGGCGGCAGCAGCUGCAGCAACUCUGUCCUCGCCAGCAUGGCUCUUCCCGCUCACACCAGCUGCAUUUGCCGCUUCGGACGAGGAGUACGUAAAAGAAACGGAGGAGGUGAUAAACAAGGUCAAAACCACCAUUAACAUGGAUAGGAACGACCCCAAUGUGGCUUCUGCAGUGGCGGAGCUCAGAGAAACAUCAAACUCAUGGGUGGCCAAGUACAGGAGGGAGAAGACUCUGCUCGGUAGGGUUUCUUUUAGGGACAUUUACUCCGCAAUCAAUGCAGUUUCAGGGCAUUAUGUCAGUUUUGGACCGACUGCUCCGCUUCCUGCAAAGAGAAAGGCGAGGAUUUUGGAAGAGGUGGAAACUGCAGAGAAGGCAUUGUUGAGGGGCAGAUAAAUUUGUAAAAGAGAUUACUGGUAACUGAUCAGUAUUCAAUGGAGAGAUGAGAGAGUGAGAAAAUUUUAAUUUUCUUUUUCUUUUUGUAUUAUUACUAAAAUUAGUAUUUUGAACUGUUUUAUUGUUCACAUUUUGUUUGUUAAUCUUGAGGUUACAGAGUGAGAUUACUGGUAGGGUUUUUACUAUUAUGAAAACCCUCCAUGAUAUAUUAACAUCUCUACAACAUGCUUAUUACUUUAA